Molecule: messenger RNA, 2174 nt
Organism: Oncorhynchus tshawytscha (Chinook salmon)
Lineage: Eukaryota; Metazoa; Chordata; Actinopteri; Salmoniformes; Salmonidae
Product: kelch domain-containing protein 8A-like
Exons: 8
Coding region: 580-1644 (354 amino acids)
Molecular function (GO): protein binding
Source: RefSeq, a predicted model, not a curated record
ACCCUCCUUAUUCCACAAUUCAUGUAUGAAUGACAACCAGUAGGCUACGGCGAAAGCAGAAAUUCCUAUUUCAAGUGUGACCCACAUAAUGACGAAGGAUGGAAGUGGUUGGGCUUAUUUGAACAUACAUUUUUAGAGUGCGCUACUACCAGUGCCUGUUUUACUGCGAAAACACACUGCUAAACCAGCGAGAAGAGAGGAAGGAGGGAGUGUCUAUUUCUCGGGUGGAUUAUUGCACUGAAGCUUCUCUCUCCAUCUCUCAGCCUUCCCAGCAAAGACGCAGACGGAGAGAAUAUCUGGGAGAAAUCGGACAGCGUGAGGAUAGAAAAGACCUAGUCUGAGCCAGUAGUAAACUCCAGUGGAAGAGCCUCUGCCUGGGCUUUGCGGGACCUUACUUUACCCUCUAUCUUUCCACCUGGGUCACUGGAUCUCCUGACAACACCACUUUCGUAGCUCUUCCCCAAGACACGGCUCUAUACCCCGGGGUGCUAACCCUGUCCAUCUCCCUCUGGUUCCCUGGACCCACUUCACCCUCACCUCUCCCCCAGCAACCCUUCCCUUCCCUGGGCUGAGAUAGAGAUGUCUGUGCCCUCGGCCCAUGAGUUUCACUGGCAGAGCCUGGCACGGCUGCCCAGCGGGCGUGUCUACCACUCCCUGGCGGAGGUGGGGGGGCAGAUGUACAUGCUGGGGGGCUGUGAUGCUGCAGGGAGGCCCUCCCCAGCCUUAGAACUCUACUCUCCAGAGGGGGACCGGUGGCUGAGCCUUCCCCCCAUGCCCACCCCUCGGGCAGGUACAGCCGUGGCGGUGCUGGGCAAGCAGAUCCUGGUGGUGGGCGGUGUAGGGGAUGACCAGCGCCCUCUGAAGGUGGUGGAGGUGUACAACACAGAGGAGGGGAGGUGGAGGAAGAGGAGCGCCCUCAGAGAAGCACUGAUGGGGGUGGCCAUCAUUGUGAAAGAUGGACGUGCGUUGGCUGUAGGGGGUAUGGGUGCAGACCUGCUCCCCCGUAGUAUACUGCAGCAGUAUGACAUGAGAAAGGACGUGUGGGCACUACUGCCCCCUAUGCCCACACCGCGGUAUGACGCUACCGCACACCUGCUGGGCAACAAGAUCUACGUGGCAGGUGGGCGUCAGUGUAAACGCACGUUGAAGGUCUUCGAGGUAUACGACUCAGAGACACGCUCCUGGACUACACUACCCAACAUGCCGUGUAAACGUUCGUACGGGGGCAUGUUCUGGGACAGUUCGGGGAGGCUGUGUCUGCUGGGGGGGCUGAGGAAGGGAGGAGGCCACCAGAGCUCCAAAUUCACCAAGAACGUCAACAUCUUUGAUACUAACCAGGGGUCAUGGCUGAAGUCAGAGGACACGGUGGCCAUGAAGACUAAGAGGGCUGACUUCGCCUCUGCUUUCCUCAGGGGCAGGAUGGUUGUAGCAGGAGGACUUGGUCACCAACCCUCAGUUCUCGACACGGUGGAAGCCUUCCACCCUCAGAAGAGGAAGUGGGAGAGACUGGUUCCUAUGGCAAUGCCACGAUGCUCCGCCUCCUCCAUCGUCAUCAGGGACCGCCUGCUGGUGGUUGGAGGAGUUAACCAGGUCCCUAGUUCAGCCCAUGAGAUCCUGUACGUAAAAGAGGAGGAGUGUCUGUAGGCUCAAGGACAUGCCCCUUACAUGAUGAUUGACAGCAGGAUGACAGCAAGAAGAUUCAUGGAACAUUCUAUUCAAGAUCAGUGGCUCCAGUGCUUUCAGAACGGCUGUUGGUCUUGGACAAGUGCAAUAUUUUCCAAAGAUCUACAGCAGAAUAGUAAGGAAGGGGAAGUCAUGCCACAAACACAGAACAUUGCUCUCUGCUGGGUUGUCUAUACACACUCAAACAAACACAGAUUAGAUCCCACACACAGAAUUGAUCCCAAUAAUAAUCAUACUGACUCACAGCAUCCAAAUAUACUCUACACAGACGAGGAGCUGGCUUUCUCUGUAAAUAAGUUAUAUAUACGAGUUUUAGUAAUGAGAAGAUUCCUCUGCACUGUGUGUGUGAUAUCCCUUUAGGGCAAGGCUCGCCAACCCUGGUCCUGGAGAUCUACCAUCCUAUAGGUUCACAACCUACAGGACAGUAGCUCUCCAGGAACAAGGUUGGUGUGAACCUACAGGACGGUAGAUCUCCAGGAACAGGGUUGGUG